Aureobasidium vineae is the source of this 1110-nucleotide messenger RNA. The record is from the annotation of a GenBank genome assembly. NCBI's taxonomy places the organism in Eukaryota, Fungi, Ascomycota, Dothideomycetes, Dothideales, Saccotheciaceae.
AUGAUCGCCGCCUCACCGGUCUUGAUCGUCGGAGCCGGCCCCGCUGGACUGCUGCUGGCACUCUUCCUCGCGAAAAAGGGUAUUCGAACCAAAGUGAUUGAUUUGGCAAAGACACUGGACGAUCAACCGCGAGCGACACACUACGGAACNCCCGCCGUCCGCGAGCUCGCUCGUGCAGGUGUGUUGGACGACAUCCAAGCUGAAGGCCUGAUUUGUCGGAAAUUCUGCUGGCGCAAGCUCAACGGAGAAGUCAUCGCAGGUCUGGACAGCACCACUCUCGAUGGCACACUGGACCAAGUCACCUGUCUUCCCCUGAAUCGCGUCAGCAAGAUACUCGUCAGGCACCUUGAGAGAGAGCCGGCGGCAGAAAUCUCAUGGAGUCACAAGGUUGUCGACAUUGGACAGGAUGAGAAUGAAGCUUGGGUUGACACUGACGCUCCUGAUGGAUCCAAACGUCUCAGAGCAGAUUACAUCAUCGGAUGUGAUGGCGCACGAAGCAUCGUGCGAAGAAAGNNCUUUGGCGACAGCGAGUUCCCUGGACAUACACUGGAUGAACAGAUUGUGUCCACAAACACGUACUACGACUUCGAUAAACACGGCUACCAAGAUUCGAACUUCAUCAUCCACCCUGAGCAUUGGCAUAUGGUUGCUCGCAUAUCCAAUGAUGGUCUGUGGAGAGUCUCGUAUGGCGAGAUCGGAGGACUCUCUCAGGAAGAGAUCAUUGCUCGCCAGCCCGAAAAGUUCAAGCAUAUCUUGCCAGGCUAUUCUGGACCAGACUGUUACAAACUCGUGAACAUCAGCCCCUACCGUGUUCACCAACGACUGGCGAGGAAAAUGCGUGUUGGUUUGGGGCUCACUGGCGGAAUUGUCGAUGUCGGCGGCCUCUUCGAUUGUCUUCGCGGUAUCUACGAUGGCGUGGCCGACGACACCAUCUUAGAUGACUACAGCAGGAUACGGAGGGAGAAGUAUCUGUCGAUAGUUGAUCCUAUCUCGGUAGAGAACAUCCGCCGAUUGCACAGUCAGGAUCCCGAGACAGCGAUUCUUCACGAUGGCUUUUUGCAAAUGUGCAAAAGGCUGAAGAAGACCCUGAGUUUGCAAAAGUCAUGUUGA